Messenger RNA from Lymnaea stagnalis (great pond snail), 7008 nucleotides. Lineage: Eukaryota; Metazoa; Mollusca; Gastropoda; Lymnaeidae. The record is from the annotation of a GenBank genome assembly.
AAACAUUAAAAUGGAGGAAGACAAGAAAGUUAGAGUAAUUAACUCGGGCUCAGUAGUGAACACAAAACCAAUACCAGGCAUUGAGUUAUCAGAAAGAUUACGGAAGUCUUUGCUGAGGUAUAACAAUUUAAACUUUUUUUUUUCAAUUACCCUUUUGAUUAUGAUAUUGGUUAUAGUUAUAUCAAUAUGACUAACUAUAGACUAUAGUAUAGUCUAUGUUAUAAGUUAUAUUAUAAGUUAUAGUCUAUAGUCUAUAGACUAUAGACUAGACUAUAGACUAUGACUAUAAUUAUAGUAAAUUACUAUACUACUACUACAAUAAAUAAUACAAAUAAAAUAUAAUUAAUAAUUAUGUUUCCUUUUUAAGUUUCUAAAUGUCCAAAGAAAAUUAAGUCCUAUUACUAUGAUAACCCUAACUAAGCCUUUAAAAGGUAAUUUUCCACUUGAGCUUCAGUUAUUAAAAAAAAUUAGGCUUAUGUUAAUUUGACUGCCACUUUUACAGUCUUUGAGUUAGAGUUGCUGAGUUGCACUGCACAGGACAGUGUAAGCGUAGGAGUUUCUCCCUUUCGUAGGAGUUUCUCCCUUUCGCUUAUUCUUGGAUUGUUACUAAUAACUAGAGUUAACUUAUCUUUUUCUAAUAUUGAUACCACAUGGACUGUUAAAAAUGAUAAUUUCAUUUGGUGGUUAAUUGCAAUGACAAUAUAUAAAAUAUAAAUUUUCUGGCAUUUUGGAAAAUGGAUUGUAUUGAAUUGUAAGUCAAUUGACAUUGACAAUUGAUUUUUCUGACAACCUUUGGAUUUUAUUUUUGGUGGAACCUGCAAUAAAGUGUGUAAAAGUGUAUUCUAUGAAAUUGUAAUUUUGGUUUUCAUUAUUUUAAAUAUAUAAAAAAUGUUGUAUUGUUUUUCUUCAUUUUUACACUUUUCUAACUACAGUGUGUAAUUGUAGCACACUAUUUUUAUUUGAGGGAAGGGAGAGGCUGCAGGUCGUUGACACUUCUUGCCCCAUAUCUAGAGGGUACUAUAAAAUUGCUAUCUUCACCAGGAAAGUAAUGUACUGGAUGAAAUUAGGCCAGGAAAAGGGCCACCACAGUUAAAUUUUAAUGAUUUGUUCAUAUUUUCACACUAUGCAACGAGACUAUGCUAGGUGUGCCGCCACACCUCCAAGAUGCCUCAGAGAUGAUAAAAAUCAUGUUAAGAUGAUAUAAAUUUUUUGAAACAAAAGAGACAAUGUUGGGUAAAUAACAAGAAGUCAAAUAACACAGCACAAUUGCACAAUUAAAAAUUGGAAGGUCACCUUCUCAAUGUGUCUGAAGCAACAAGUAAAAAUAGUUCCUAUCGCUUCAGCCUUUGAUCCCACGCUUUUCACACACAUACUGUGUAAUACUUCGAUCAGGUGUUGAUUGCCGGUUAUUUAAAAAUUUUACACUACCUGGUACAGAGAUAGUGAUAAAUGAAUUCAAGCCCAACACAAACUAACCCCCAUGCUGUCCAGACUGAGUUUGCACACAAUUUUUCAUCUGAUUGGUUGACACUCAUUGAUACAAUCAAACACAUGUUUAUCAUGUGUGCCAUAUUAAAAAAGGACAAACAAAAUUCAUAAUUUGAAAAUUCAUAGCUCAACAACUACUUAAAACUUAACCUAGAAAGUUGAUGUUAGUUUUAUUUUUAAUUUAAAGUUUGCUCUUUAAAACUGUAUUACUUUUAUAUUAAAUUUUUUUUUUAUAUCUCACGUACCAGUAUCUAGUUUAGCCCAUUGACUUUUUUUCUCUUUCAGUCUGAAGGGGAAGUUUAUUAGCAGUGAUGGAAAAGCUGUUGAUUAUGUAAAAAUGAGAGCCAGUACAGAGUUUUCGGAAUACAAAAGAGAUGCAAUAGAUCUUCAGAGAAUCGACCUAGCAAAGUUUAAUGAAGUUGAAAAAAAAGUUUUUUUUAUAAGUAUCCUUUUCCUAAAAGGUGUCAAAUAUGUAAAACCUUUGUAAUGUGAUAAUGCAUAGUAGUGUUUUAUUAUGAAUAAAUGUAAGAUUUAUGUCCAAAUCAAAUGAGUUGGAAUUUCAUGCUGAUGUCUCUAGGGAUUGACUUUAUAGAAACUUCCUUGACAGAUAUUUGAUAUUUAUAACUCUUUAACAAUACAUGGACUUAUGGAGCAGCCAAAGCUACCUGAAUCUGUGUUAAAAGUUCAACAUUUCUUCAAGACCACAGCCUACAAUAUUGCAGGACUUGUUUUUACUCUAGAUGAUAUUGAGCAUGGCAUUCUCAGAUGUAAGUACUAAUCUUAAGCCAAACGUGCUCCAAGCAGCAUUUCUUCUGCAGAACUCUUAAACUAGAAAGUAGGUACAACCAGUUAUAUUUCUUUGGAUAUUACAAGUUACUACAAACUAAAAAUAUCACAUGUAACAAAACUUUUAAACAGUAUUAACUUUAACCCCAUCACAAAAAAACCGACAGAAUAAACUAACAUUCAUAAGUUUAUCCUUAUAUUAUAUAUAUAUAUAUAAAUAAUAUAUAUAUACAUUUUAUGUAUACAAUAAACAGAAACUUCAGUCUAGUUGGCUGGUGUAAAGGGGCUCUUUUAACAUAAUCAGUGUGGCAUAUUGUUUUGAAUUUUGAAUGCUUUACUGGGUUAUCAUGUUUGGUGUGGAGGUGUUGGUGUUGGUGGUUAAAUCAUGAAUAGGAGUAUUAUAAUAUUUAUUGGAUGGAUGAAAAAAAUAUUUUUAAAAAUUCAAUUUUACUUAUUAAAAUAACCACAAAAUGUUGAUAAGGUUGAGUGAAAAUUUCCCAAAAUAACAAUCGUAAAUUACUGGAACAUGCUAAACAGAUUGAGUAGAACAUGACUUUUUGGAGAUAUCAAGCAUCAUUUUAAGAAGAGAUGAUUAUUAUUUUUAGUGAGCUCAAAAAGAAUUUUAUUAAAUCACACAAGAAGAAACCUUGAUUGAUUUCUAACUAUAUAUCCAUCAAGGUAAUAGGUCCCAUCCAGCAACUACCAAACCCCAGUUGCCACCAAAUGAUCCAAAAUUAAAGUAUAUCUGCAAGACAUUAGAUCCACGCAUACACUUUGCUCUUGUGUGUGGAGCCAAGGUAUUGUAGCAAUAUUCUGUGUCACCUAUAAUAAAUUUUGUAGUAAAUUUUUUGAAAUCAUUUUAAAUAAAACAUAACCUUACAGUAAUAACAUCUAAAUAUUCUUGUAUUUAACAUUAUAAAGGGGGAAGACAUUGGAUAAUAAAAUUCAGAUGUUUGCUAAGCUUACAUUUAAUUACCUUCUAUAAUCCUAUGAUUGCAUAUUUUUGGUACACAAUGCAGAUAGUUAAUUUCUCUCAAUCAAUAACUGUACAAUGGGAUCUUCAUGACAUAAAUCUACUCAAUCAAUGAUUGUACCCUUUCAAUGUCUUUAGAAUGGUAUCUUUUUGACAUGAAUGUACCGGGUACUCGAUCUAUGAUUACACGUUGGUAUUGCCAUGAUGUACCAAACCCAUGAGAUUAUUAUUUUUUCAGUCCUGUCCUGCCAUAAGUGUCUAUAGUGUAGAAAAUAUUGACUCUGCACUGGACAAGGCUACAAAGAGUUUUUGUAGCCAGGAAGUGGUGACCAAGAAUGAAAAAGAUGAAAUCUAUAUUUCCAAGCUGUUCCAGUGGUAUAGAAAUGACUUUGGGGAAACUGAUGUGGAUGUUCUCAAGUAUGUUGCAAUUAAAAAUUAAGUCAUUAAAUUUACCUAGGAAUCACCCAAUAAUAGAUAUGACCCAGUUAGUGAAAUGUAUCAACAAAAAUUCUUUAUAAUUAUUUUGACAUUAAAGAAAACAUUAUUUUUUACUGAAUGAACUGAUCAGUUUAUUGCUGUUAAAUCCUCCUAGUAACAAAAAAAAAAAUACUGAUGUUAAAACCAGCAUUAGACAUCCAUUAAAAUAAAACUUGUUAUUUCCAGGUGGAUCCUGCCUUACCUGAGUCAAUCAGAGCAUGAUAGGUGUAGUAUCCUCAUUUUCAAACUGGAAAUGGUGGGCUCUGUCACUCUAAAAUACACUGACUAUAACUGGGGCAUCAACACAUCCUGAUGUUAUGGAACAUAUUAUUGAUUGAUAUAUCUGGAGUUGAGUCUCAUCUCUUUUUUCUUUUGAACUAUCUAAUGAAUUUGAGCUUUCUGUACCUUUUUAUAAAAGUUUUAAAAAAAUUUUUUUUAAUAAAAUGGACUUCUAAUUCACUUGUAUGAUUGAUUUACAUUUUUUUAACAUCUGAAUUAGCAAGCAAUUCUUCAUCCAUUCUUUUUAAUGGUAUUCUAUUGAGAAAGGGGUUUAAUUGAAAAGAAAGGAUAUGUCAGUGAAAUAAGAAUGAAGCAAUAUUUAAUUAUUUUAUUUAAGUUUUAAACUUUUACAAACUAAGCUUCAAAUGGGUUACUAAUAUAAUUGGAAAUUCACAGAACUGUAUUCAUGUUUCCAAAAAGCGAACCUUUCCAAUCUUUAUUACCGUUACUAAUUAGUUUCCAAUCAGUAAUUGGAUGCCAUUGUUUUUUGUUCUAAUAUAAAACUGCACCACUACUGUUGUCCAUCUUGUAGGAUGACAUAAAAAAAAAUACAUUAACAUCUUACCUUGUUGCAGAAUCAAAAAUAAAAGUUUAAAAAAAAAAAAGACUUUCUAUCAAAGACAACUUUAAACCACUAACAAGUAGAAAAGUAUUAAACAUUUCUUAAAACCCAUUCCACAGAGGUAACACUGUGCAGGAGUUUAAAGGAUUUGAAUUGAAUGUAGACAUAACUUAAAUGGUUUUUUAAAAUGAUUUUUUAAAAUAUUUUCUGCACCAGACUUUCUUUGCAUAAUGCAUUUUAAUAAAUUUAAAAUUAUUCACAAUUUUUAGUGGUUUAAACUCGUCUUUGAUAGAAAGUCUUUUUAAAAAGUUUUUGUAACUUUUUUGGUGCUACUUUUAAGUAUUAAAAUUUUAAUUUGUGUAGUUUAUUGACAAAAGAGGUAAUAUUCACUUCUUUUUUAAAUCCUGUUAUACUACAGCUCUACUAUGAUCUACCCUCCCCCCUUUUUUUUCUUUCGCCGUUCAAAGAAAAAAAAGCAGAUGUUGUGUUGACACAACUCAGAUGUGACCUUACAGGUGACCACGAGACAAUGAGCGAGUUCGCUCAGCCACGCCUGUAAAGAAAAAAAUAAUGCUCGACACACACAAGAUAGAAUGGGAGUAGAACUUCUUUAAAAUUUGGGGGCUGAGGUUUGUUACACUACAAGUUAUUUUCUGUAACAAGGCUGUGUUAUUUUUGCUCUCUGCAUUAUUGUAUAGAAAUUGUAAAAAAGAAAAAAAAAGUUUUUCAUAAUUAAUAUUUAUGUAUACUUAAGUUUGAUACAAAUGAUAUCAACACAAAGUUUGAACAGCUUGGUAUCCUGUUUGGAAAUACACAUAAUCAUAUUGUUAGAGAGUUAUUUUCAUAUCUCUAUGCCAGUGAAUGUACAAUUUAUAAAAAGUAACUCAAAAGAAAAGAUAAAGUUCAUUCAUUUUUAGAAAUUUAUUAUUUCCAAGGGAAAUGUGUUUAUUAAUGGGAAAUAAUGUGUAAUCAUCUUUAUAUGUACCAGAUAUAUGUAUAUUACUUUGUAGCAUAGGAAUCAUUCCAAAAUGAUUGUGUGUACUUCUAUGAACUAGGUCACAAUCUCGAACAUGUACAUUCUUAAAGUUGCUGUCUAUUUAACUGACAACACUGAAUUCACACUCAGUGCCCAACGUAUGUAGCUUAUACGCUACUGAAGAGCCUGAGUUUUUCAUGAUCAACAUUGUUUGCUUUAAACAAUGCCUCCUAUGUCCAGUCAAAGUUGGGUUGUGUCAGUUUAUUUAUUUGAGAAAAAAGACUUAUGAAAACAUCACAGUACAAAUAAGAAAGCAAAAGAUGUUAGGUCCCAGAUUACAAUGUUGAAAUCAAUUUAAAUUUGUCUACAUUUUAACUAAAUAUGUUUUUGUUUUAAGUACUGUUACAUAUUUAUAUAUGUAAUUUAAAUACUCUGGAUAAAUAUUUGUAUAUUAUUUAAAAUAAACUUUUCUAUUGAACCAUUGCUGUUCUUUGUGAUGUGCUUGAAAAUGGUGCUCUUGAAAACAUCUUUUAUUUCUCAUAGAAUGGGAUGGUAGGAGUAUUUUGUUUUAAGUAGAAGUUGUAAAAAAAAUUGUUAAGUUUGUAAAUCUUGAGUAUGGUAAAUUAGCAUUUUUUUUAUGCCUAGAGCAUAUAUAUUUGGUCCAAUGAUGUUUUGAAUUAACAUAUUUUUAAUAUUAAACAGAAUAUCCAUGUUUUUUGUCCCUUUAAAAAAAUUUUUUGAGCUUUAACUCAUCUCAUUUGUCAGUAUGGUUACAAUAAUUAGGCACCUAAUGAGCAAGUCUUUUCAAAAGACAGAAAUAUUAACAUUUUAAAAAUAUAAUUUUAAGCAAAAAAGAUUUUGCAAAUUGUUGAAGAUUGUGUUCAUUUGUGAUAAAUCAUUAAUCCUUUCCGUUGUUAACUAUGUUAUUGGUUAGCCAAUAAACUAUUAAAUGCAUACUAAUAUUUAUGUUACAUGAGAUCUAUUUAAGCUAUGGCUUAACUUAAUUUAUAAAAUAAUAUAUUUUUAUUUCUGAGAGCACUUAUUAUUACAGUUUUAAGCACUUUAAAACAGCAUUGCAUUGCAAUAAUCACAAAUUUACAUGGUUGUUUGUUCCACUUGCAAAUAUUUAAAGUUGAAGGCUAUGACAGAAAAUAAUGCUCAUUUCUUAAACUGCCUGUCCUCUAAUCAUAUUUAUUUAUUUUUCUCUCCCCAAAACUGUUUCAAUUGACUGAUUUCUCUUCAACUUUGAUUGUAAAAAUGGAUGUUUUUUUGUGAGCAUGUCCUUUUUUUAAUGUACAUUUAGAUAAAAGUAUAAGAGACCAGAUGCCAAUGUUUUUAUUAAUUUAUAGUGCAAUAUUUCAUUUGGAAGCCAGAGCUUAUAGUAAUAAUAAAUACUAAUAUUAUUAUAUUUUUUGUUGUUGUGGGAAUAGACUUUCUGCCUUUACUUUUAAAAUUUUUUAACAAGCA